Molecule: messenger RNA, 13939 nt
Organism: Sebastes umbrosus (honeycomb rockfish)
Lineage: Eukaryota; Metazoa; Chordata; Actinopteri; Perciformes; Sebastidae
Gene: zanl
Product: zonadhesin, like
Exons: 84
Coding region: 1-13623 (4540 amino acids)
Cellular component (GO): membrane
Molecular function (GO): protein binding
Source: RefSeq, a predicted model, not a curated record
AUGUGUGGAGGACAGGCGACACAGCUCAGCCUGCAGAAAACACACAGAGAUGAAGUGCUGACUUCCUGUGACUUUAACCAGGACAGUGAACCAUUCUGCAGGUUCAGUCAGGACAGCACAGACAACGGUGACUGGACCCGACACAAAGGUCCAACCCCGACAAGUAACACUGGCCCCAGUGGAGACUACCCUAAUGGAGAGGGCUUCUACAUCUACCAAGAGUGUGACAAUGUGGCUAAUGGACAGAAAGUUCGUCUGCUGAGCCCUGCCCUCUCAUCGUCGGCCUCUCAGAUCUGCGUCCAGUUUCGUUACUACAUGUACGGCUCGGACAAUCACAAUGUGUUGAGGGUUCUGGCCAAGAAGCUCGGCGGUGAGGCGGAGGUCUGGAAGAAGACGGGUAUCCAGAGUCCAUCCUGGCUGAAGGGCUCCGUCACCGUGUCCAAACGCGGCAGUCAGAGCGUCACUAUUGUGUUCGAGGCUAAGAGAGGCUUCUCUGCUUCCUGUGACACAGCUCUGGACAACAUCGUCAUCACUGAAGGAGCAUGUCCCUCUUGUCUGUCUGGCUGUGAUUUUGACACCGUUGAUGAGCUUUGUGGGUGGACGAGUCAAACUGAGAAUCCUGAUCUAUUCGGCUUUGAGCAGUGGACCGGGCAAACGUCAACUGAAGGCACCGGACCUGAUGAUGACUUCUCCAAACCUGGAUUGGGUUUCUACAUGUUGAUGGAUUCUUUCGAGGCCAUCCCUGGAGCCAAGUCUGAGAUCAGAAGUCCUCUGAUACCCCCCUCCUCUGGAUGUCUGGACCUCACCUUCCACUACUACCUGUACGGCACCAGCACCAGCAUGGAGCUCAGCGUCCACACCGUCACCACAGGUGGAAGCCUCGGACCUGCUCUCUUCACUGUCAGGGGGAACCAGGGUCAGAGCUGGAAGCCUGUAGAGGUCCGGUACUUGGGAUCUGCUGCCAUUCAGUUUGUGAUUGUGGGUACCUUUGGAGAAACUCCUGAGACAGAUAUUGCUGUUGAUGCUGUGUGUGUCAUGGCCUGCAAAGGUGAGAAACUGACCAGAGGGAAUUCAACUCCGCCAACAACUCCUCUACCACCGGUAACAACUCCAAGACCAUCUACACCCAAACCAUCAACUCCCGGUCCAUCUACACCUAAACCAACAACUCCAAGACCAUCUACACCCAAACCAUCAACUCCCGGUCCAUCUACACCUAAACCAACAACUCCUGGACCAACUACACCAAAGCCAUCAACUCCUGGACCAACUACACCAAAGCCAUCAACUCCUGGACCAACUACACCAAAGCCAUCAACUCCUGGACCAACUACACCCAAACCAUCAACUCCUGGACCAACUACACCCAAACCAUCAACUCCUGGACCAACUACACCCAAACCAACAACUCCUGGACCAACAACAGCCAAGCCACCAAGUAUGACAUGUCCUUAUCAAUACUUCAUUCAAUUAUUCACUUCUUUCUUUCUUUCUUACAUUUAUUUUCCCCAUUUUUCAUCAACCAAUUUCUGUUCUUUCCGCUGUACAGAACCAUGUCCUCCUGAUGCAGAGUAUAUUGAAUGUGGUCCAGCUUGUAUCCCCACCUGUAUGGAACCCUCCACCAACUGUUCUGGCUCAUGUAUCAGUGGCUGCUUCUGCAAACCAGGGUUCGUCUUCAAGGGACGGCGCUGUGUGCCACUGGAGAAAUGUGGCUGUCUAGAUGACCAGAAUAACUAUUAUGAGCCUGGCGAGAUUAUAUAUGGAGAUGGCUGCUCAAAGCUGUGUCGCUGUGCGGGGAACUACACUUUGGAGUGUGUUGAUAACUCCUGUGACGCCACUGAAGAGUGUCGCGAGGUUAAUGGUGUUGCAGGCUGCUAUCCUAAAGGUACAUCCACAUGCAUAGCAUCUGGUGAUCCCCACUACACCACCUUUGACAAACGCAAGUACAACUUCAUGGGCAACUGCAGCUAUUUGAUGUCUAAACCCUGCAAUGAAACAACUCUGCCACACUUUGAGGUCCACGCCGACAAUGAACAUCGCUUUAACAGGCCCACCAUCUCCUAUCUGAAGGCCGUACAUGUAUAUGUACACACGGUGAAGAUCUCCAUCCUCAAAGGUGGCACUGUGCAGGUGAACGGGACCAAUGUGAACCUGCCGGUGAGUCCGGCCCCUGGUGUCUCCGUGUUCAAGUCAGGAAAGCACUACACUGUGUCCAUGAACUUUGGUGUGACUGUUCGUUAUGAUGGAAACCACUUCAUGGACAUCAAAGUGAUCAAAGACUAUGAGAACAAGCUGUGUGGACUGUGUGGAGAUUACGACGGAUCUGCCAAAGACGACUUCCGUAAACCAGAUGGACUGUUGACCAACAAUGCCAAUGAAUUUGGACACAGCUGGAACACUGAUCCAGAGUGUAAUAAGAAACCCAACACCACCAUCCCUGAGUGCGAUGGAGAGCAGGAACUGUAUGAGAGCUCUGGAUAUUGCGGCAUCCUGCUGGACAAAAAAGGUCCCUUCGCUGUGUGCCACCCCAAAGUCAACCCUAAUAAUUACUUCAGGGACUGCGUCUUCGACCUGUGUGAGCUGGAUGGAGCCAAGCCCAUCCUGUGUGAAGCCAUAGAAGCCUACGUCAAUGAAUGCCAGGACCGCGGGGUAAACAUCGGACCAUGGAGGAACGAAACCUUCUGCCCUCUGAGUUGCACCCCCAACAGCCACUAUGAGCCCUGUGCAGACCCCUGUCAGGAGACCUGCACCGGAAAACCUCCCUCCUGCGGUGGGCCUUGCUCCGAGGGCUGCGUGUGUGAUCCCGGCUACAUCCUGAGUGCCGGCAAGUGCGUCAGCAAUAGUUCAUGUGGCUGCACGUACACCAACGGCCAGUAUUAUGAGCCUGGAGAUGAGUUUUAUGUGGAGGACUGUAAGCUGAAGUGUAGGUGCAAUGCUCCCUUCGUUACCUGUGCCGCCUCUGAUUGCCCUCCACUGCACGAGUGUAAACAACAGGACGGAGAGCUGGGCUGCUAUCCCACCAGUACAUCCACAUGCAUAGCUUCUGGUGAUCCCCACUACACCACCUUUGACAAACGCAAGUACAACUUCAUGGGCAACUGCAGCUAUUUGAUGUCUAAACCCUGCAAUGAAACAACUCUGCCACACUUUGAGGUCCACGCCGACAAUGAACAUCGCUUUAACAGGCCCACCAUCUCCUAUCUGAAGGCCGUACAUGUAUAUGUACACACGGUGAAGAUCUCCAUCCUCAAAGGUGGCACUGUGCAGGUGAACGGGACCAAUGUAAACCUGCCGGUGAGUCCGGUCCCUGGUGUCUCCGUGUUCAAGUCAGGAAAGCACUACACUGUGUCCAUGAACUUUGGUGUGACUGUUCGUUAUGAUGGAAACCACUUCAUGGACAUCAAAGUGAUCAAAGACUAUGAGAACAAGCUCUGUGGACUGUGUGGAGAUUACGACGGAUCUUCUAAAGACGACUUCCGCAAACCAGAUGGACUGUUGACCAACAAUGCCAAUGAAUUUGGACACAGCUGGAACACGGAUCCAGAGUGUAAUAAGAAACCCAACACCACCAUCCCUGAGUGCGAUGGAGAGCAGGAACUGUAUGAGAGCUCUGGAUAUUGCGGCAUCAUGCUGGACAAAAAAGGUCCCUUCGCUGUGUGCCACCCCAAAGUCAACCCUAAUAAUUACUUCAGGGACUGCGUCUUCGACCUGUGUGAGCUAGAUGGAGCCAAGCCCAUCCUGUGUGAAGCCAUAGAAGCCUACGUCAAUGAAUGCCAGGACCGCGGGGUAAACAUCGGACCAUGGAGGAACGAAACCUUCUGCCCUCUGAGUUGCACCCCCAACAGCCACUAUGAGCCCUGUGCAGACCCCUGUCAGGAGACCUGCACCGGAAAACCUCCCUCCUGCGGUGGGCCUUGCUCCGAGGGCUGCGUGUGUGAUCCCGGCUACGUCCUGAGUGCCGGCAAGUGCGUCAGGAAUAGUUCGUGUGGCUGCUCGCACACCAACGGCCAGUAUUAUGAGAUUUUUUUAUUUUAUUCAUUUAUUUUAGCAACUCCAGUCCCGACUACACCAAAACCAUCAACUCCUGGACCAACUACACCCAAACCAUCAACUCCCGGACCAACUACACCCAAACCAUCAACUCCUGGACCAACUACACCCAAGCCAUCAACUCCUGGACCAACAACAGCCAAGCCACCAAGUAUGACAUGUCCUUAUCAAUACUUCAUUCAAUUAUUCACUUCUUUCUUUCUUUCUUACAUUUAUUUUCCCCAUUUUUCAUCAACCAAUUUCUGUUCUUUCCGCUGUACAGAACCAUGUCCUCCUGAUGCAGAGUAUAUUGAAUGUGGUCCAGCUUGUAUCCCCACCUGUAUGGAACCCUCCACCAACUGUUCUGGCUCAUGUAUCAGUGGCUGCUUCUGCAAACCAGGGUUCGUCUUCAAGGGACGGCGCUGUGUGCCACUGGAGAAAUGUGGCUGUCUGGAUGACCAGAAUAACUAUUAUGAGCCUGGCGAGAUUAUAUAUGGAGAUGGCUGCUCAAAGCUGUGUCGCUGUGCGGGGAACUACACUUUGGAGUGUGUUGAUAACUCCUGUGACGCCACUGAAGAGUGUCGCGAGGUUAAUGGUGUUGCAGGCUGCUAUCCUAAAGGUACAUCCACAUGCAUAGCGUCUGGUGAUCCCCACUACACCACCUUUGACAAACGCAAGUACAACUUCAUGGGCAACUGCAGCUAUUUGAUGUCUAAACCCUGCAAUGAAACAACUCUGCCACACUUUGAGGUCCACGCCGACAAUGAAAAUCGCUUUAACAGGCCCACCAUCUCCUAUCUGAAGGCCGUACAUGUAUAUGUACACACGGUGAAGAUCUCCAUCCUCAAAGGUGGCACUGUGCAGGUGAACGGGACCAAUGUGAACCUGCCGGUGAGUCCGGCCCCUGGUGUCUCCGUGUUCAAGUCAGGAAAGCACUACACUGUGUCCAUGAACUUUGGUGUGACUGUUCGUUAUGAUGGAAACCACUUCAUGGACAUCAAAGUGAUCAAAGACUAUGAGAACAAGCUGUGUGGACUGUGUGGAGAUUACGACGGAUCUGCUAAAGACGACUUCCGUAAACCAGAUGGACUGUUGACCAACAAUGCCAAUGAAUUUGGACACAGCUGGAACACGGAUCCAGAGUGUAAUAAGAAACCCAACACCACCAUCCCUGAGUGCGAUGGAGAGCAGGAACUGUAUGAGAGCUCUGGAUAUUGCGGCAUCAUGCUGGACAAAAAAGGUCCCUUCGCUGUGUGCCACCCCAAAGUCAACCCUAAUAAUUACUUCAGGGACUGCGUCUUCGACCUGUGUGAGCUGGACGGAGCCAAGCCCAUCCUGUGUGAAGCCAUAGAAGCCUACGUCAAUGAAUGCCAGGACCGCGGGGUAAACAUCGGACCAUGGAGGAACGAAACCUUCUGCCCUCUGAGUUGCACCCCCAACAGCCACUAUGAGCCCUGUGCAGACCCCUGUCAGGAGACCUGCACCGGAAAACCUCCCUCCUGCGGUGGGCCUUGCUCCGAGGGCUGCGUGUGUGAUCCCGGCUACGUCCUGAGUGCCGGCAAGUGCGUCAGGAAUAGUUCGUGUGGCUGCUCGCACACCAACGGCCAGUAUUAUGAGCCUGGAGAUGAGUUUUAUGUGGAGGACUGUAAGCUGAAGUGUAGGUGCAAUGCUCCCUUCGUUACCUGUGCCGCCUCUGAUUGCCCUCCACUGCACGAGUGUAAACAACAGGACGGAGAGCUGGGCUGCUAUCCCACCAGUACAUCCACAUGCAUAGCUUCUGGUGAUCCCCACUACACCACCUUUGACAAACGCAAGUACAACUUCAUGGGCAACUGCAGCUACUUGAUGUCUAAACCCUGCAAUGAAACAACUCUGCCACACUUUGAGGUCCACGCCGACAAUGAACAUCGCUUUAACAGGCCCACCAUCUCCUAUCUGAAGGCCGUACAUGUAUAUGUACACACGGUGAAGAUCUCCAUCCUCAAAGGUGGCACUGUGCAGGUGAACGGGACCAAUGUAAACCUGCCGGUGAGUCCGGUCCCUGGUGUCUCCGUGUUCAAGUCAGGAAAGCACUACACUGUGUCCAUGAACUUUGGUGUGACUGUUCGUUAUGAUGGAAACCACUUCAUGGACAUCAAAGUGAUCAAAGACUAUGAGAACAAGCUCUGUGGACUGUGUGGAGAUUACGACGGAUCUUCUAAAGACGACUUCCGUAAACCAGAUGGACUGUUGACCAACAAUGCCAAUGAAUUUGGACACAGCUGGAACACGGAUCCAGAGUGUAAUAAGAAACCCAACACCACCAUCCCUGAGUGCGAUGGAGAGCAGGAACUGUAUGAGAGCUCUGGAUAUUGCGGCAUCAUGCUGGACAAAAAAGGUCCCUUCGCUGUGUGCCACCCCAAAGUCAACCCUAAUAAUUACUUCAGGGACUGCGUCUUCGACCUGUGUGAGCUGGAUGGAGCCAAACCCAUCCUGUGUGAAGCCAUAGAAGCCUACGUCAAUGAAUGCCAGGACCGCGGGGUAAACAUCGGACCAUGGAGGAACGAAACCUUCUGCCCUCUGAGUUGCACCCCCAACAGCCACUAUGAGCCCUGUGCAGACCCCUGUCAGGAGACCUGCACCGGAAAACCUCCCUCCUGCGGUGGGCCUUGCUCCGAGGGCUGCGUGUGUGAUCCCGGCUACGUCCUGAGUGCCGGCAAGUGCGUCAGGAAUAGUUCAUGUGGCUGCUCGCACACCAACGGCCAGUAUUAUGAGCCUGGAGAUGAGUUUUAUGUGGAGGACUGUAAGCUGAAGUGUAGGUGCAAUGCUCCCUUCGUUACCUGUGCCGCCUCUGAUUGCCCUCCACUGCACGAGUGUAAACAACAGGACGGAGAGCUGGGCUGCUAUCCCACCAUCACGACUACACCAAAGCCAACAACUCCUAGACCAACUACACCCAAACCAUCAACUCCUGGACCAACUACACCCAAACCAUCAACUCCUGGACCAACUACACCAAAGCCAUCAACUCCUGGACCAACAACAGCCAAGCCACCAAAACCAUGUCCUCCCGAUGCAGAGUAUAUUGAAUGUGGUCCAGCUUGUAUCCCCACCUGUAUGGAACCCUCCACCAACUGUUCUGGCUCAUGUAUCAGUGGCUGCUUCUGCAAACCAGGGUUCGUCUUCAAGGGACGGCGCUGUGUGCCACUGGAGAAAUGUGGCUGUCUAGAUGACCAGAAUAACUAUUAUGAGCCUGGCGAGAUUAUAUAUGGAGAUGGCUGCUCAAAGCUGUGUCGCUGUGCGGGGAACUACACUUUGGAGUGUGUUGAUAACUCCUGUGACGCCACUGAAGAGUGUCGCGAGGUUAAUGGUGUUGCAGGCUGCUAUCCUAAAGGUACAUCCACAUGCAUAGCAUCUGGUGAUCCCCACUACACCACCUUUGACAAACGCAAGUACAACUUCAUGGGCAACUGCAGCUACUUGAUGUCUAAACCCUGCAAUGAAACAACUCUGCCACACUUUGAGGUCCACGCCGACAAUGAAAAUCGCUUUAACAGGCCCACCAUCUCCUAUCUGAAGGCCGUACAUGUAUAUGUACACACGGUGAAGAUCUCCAUCCUCAAAGGUGGCACUGUGCAGGUGAACGGGACCAAUGUAAACCUACCGGUGAGUCCGGCCCCUGGUGUCUCCGUGUUCAAGUCAGGAAAGCACUACACUGUGUCCAUGAACUUUGGUGUGACUGUUCGUUAUGAUGGAAACCACUUCAUGGACAUCAAAGUGAUCAAAGACUAUGAGAACAAGCUGUGUGGACUGUGUGGAGAUUACGACGGAUCUUCUAAAGACGACUUCCGUAAACCAGAUGGAUUGUUGACCAACAAUGCCAAUGAAUUUGGACACAGCUGGAACACGGAUCCAGAGUGUAAUAAGAAACCCAACACCACCAUCCCUGAGUGCGAUGGAGAGCAGGAACUGUAUGAGAGCUCUGGAUAUUGCGGCAUCCUGCUGGACAAAAAAGGUCCCUUCGCUGUGUGCCACCCCAAAGUCAACCCUAAUAAUUACUUCAGGGACUGCGUCUUCGACCUGUGUGAGCUGGACGGAGCCAAGCCCAUCCUGUGUGAAGCCAUAGAAGCCUACGUCAAUGAAUGCCAGGACCGCGGGGUAAACAUCGGACCAUGGAGGAACGAAACCUUCUGCCCUCUGAGUUGCACCCCCAACAGCCACUAUGAGCCCUGUGCAGACCCCUGUCAGGAGACCUGCUCUGGGAAACCUCCCUCCUGCGGUGGGCCCUGCUCCGAGGGCUGCGUGUGUGAUCCCGGCUACGUCCUGAGUGCCGGCAAGUGCGUCAAGAAGAAUACAUGUGGCUGCUCGCACACCAACGGCCAGUAUUAUGAGCCUGGAGAUGAGUUUUAUGUGGAGGACUGUAAGCUGAAGUGUAGGUGCAAUGCUCCCUUCGUUACCUGUGCCGCCUCUGAUUGCCCUCCACUGCACGAGUGCAAACACCAGGACGGAGAGCUGGGCUGCUAUCCCACCAGCUCUCAGGACUGUGUGGUGUCUGGAGAUCCUCACUACAACACGUUUGACAAGAAGUUCUACAGCUUCAUGGGAACAUGCACCUACACACUGGCCAGAACCUGCAAGAACAACACAGGUCCUUGGUUCUCAGUGGAGGGGAAGAAUGAGGAGAGAGGAGCGCCAGGUCUGUCCUACCUGAGGAAGCUCUACGUCACCGUGAAUGGAAUCACUGUGACCCUGAUGAAGACGAGGAGGACGCUGGUGAACGGACGGCGAGUGGCCCUCCCUCACUCCCCCUCUCCUCUCAUCUCCCUCAGCCUCGCUGGUCAGUACGUCACCCUGCAGACGCCCUUCGGCCUUCGGGUUCGCUGGGAUGGAAACCAUUACGCCCAGAUCUCAGUCCCCAGCUCCUACUACGACCAGAUGUGUGGUCUCUGUGGUGACUACGAUGGGAACCCAGCCAACGACUUCACCAAACCAAAUGGCGUUCUGGUGGGAAAUGUCAACGACUUCGCGAACAGCUGGCAGACAGAAGAGGACGAGGAUGACUCGUGUAACCCCGGCACCAAGCCCGACCCCGACUGUGACCCCAAACUUGAGGCUGAUGUGGUGAAACCGGACAAAUGCGGCAAAAUCAAAGACCCUGCCGGACCCUUCAGGGAGUGUAUCGGUGUGGUGGAUCCCACUCCAUUCUUCCAGAGCUGCGUGUACGACAUGUGUCAGUUCAACGGCCAGCAGCACGUACUGUGUGACCAGCUGCAGGCCUACACCGACGCCUGCCAGAGCGCCGGAGCCAAAGUCCACCAGUGGAGGACUCCGAGCUUCUGUCCCCUGGCCUGUCCUCCCAACAGCUCCUACUCUCUGUGCACCAGCUCGUGUCCGGAGACGUGUCUCGGUGUGGUCGGACCACCCGGCUGCGAGGACGUGUGCGUGGAGGGUUGCGAGUGUAACCCGGGCUUCAUCCUCAGCAACGACAAGUGUGUGUCGCUGAAAGACUGCGGCUGCGUGGACACCGGUGGAUCCUACCACCCUGCGGGUGAUGACUGGUACUUGGAGGGUUGUGAGCAGAAGUGUGUGUGUCACAGUGGAGGUUUGAUCCAGUGUCACAACACCAGCUGUAAACCAACCACUGAGAGCUGCCAGCUACAAGACGGAGAGUACGAGUGUCGUCCUCUGGGAAGCGGUAUCUGCUCAGUAUCUGGUGAUCCCCACUACACCACCUUCGACAAACACAGCCACCAUUACAUGGGAGCCUGCUCCUACACCCUGUCCAAACCCUGCAACGCCUCCUCCGACAUGCCCUACUUCACCGUGGACACCCAGAACGAGCACCGAGGAAGUAAUAAGAAGAUCUCCUACGUCAGGGCCGUGAUGAUCAACGUGAACGGCGUCACCGUCGUCCUCGGCAAGGGACGCACAGUCCAGGUCAACGGGACGGCGGUCGUCCCACCUGUCACCUCCAUCAGUGGAGUUAAGAUCUACUUGAGCGGCAAGUUUGUCGUCCUGGAGACGUCCUUCGGCCUGAGGGUGCGUUUCGAUGGCAACCACCACGCUGACGUCACCGUGCCGACCUCCUACAACGGCCUGCUCUGUGGCAUGUGUGGAAAUUUCAACGGAAACUCCAAAGAUGACAACUUGAAACCAGACAAGACACCAGCUGCUAACACCAACGAGCUGGGAGACAGCUGGCUGGUUCCUGACCCGCGGCCUGACUGCACCAACGGUGGAGGACAGGAAGACUGUGAUGAGAAGGUGGAGGAGGAGGCCGCGAAGCCCACCAGCUGCGGCAUGAUCACGGAUCCUAGUGGUAUCUUUAAGUCCUGCCACGCCGUCGUUCCCCCGGAGCCGUACUUUGAAAACUGCUUCUACGACAUGUGUGCCACCGGAGGUCAGACCGUGGCCCUGUGCCAGGCCGUAGAGAGCUACGCUGACAUGUGUGCUGCUGCAGGAGUCCCCAUCGCAUGGAGAAACAACACCUUCUGUCCUCUGAAGUGCCCCCCAGGCAGUAGUUACGACCCGUGCGGCCCCGCCUGCUCCCAGCCCAGCUGCCAGAACCCCGCAGGCUCCGUCGGCUCCUGCAACCAGCCCUGUGUGGAGGGAUGCAUCUGUAACCCCGGCCUCGUCCUCAGCGGAGACAAAUGUGUCCCGCUCACCGAGUGCGGAUGUACUGAUGGAGACGGACACUACAGACCGGUUGGAGACAGCUGGUUCACAGAGACGGACUGCUCAGAGCGCUGUAAGUGUAACGGCAACCACAACAUCACCUGCGAGCCGUGGCAGUGCAGCCCUGCACAGGAGUGUAAGGUAGUAGAGGGAGUACUGGACUGCCACUCGACAGGUAAAGGAGUGUGUCACGUGGCUGGAGAUCCUCACUACUACACCUUUGAUGGUGUGAUGCACACAUACAUGGGCACAUGCACUUACACUCUGGUGGAGGUGUGUAACGCAACCAAGGUAACAUCCUUCAAGAUCGUGGCUAAAAACGAGGAGCGUGGUCAACCAGAGGCCUCCUAUGUGCGCUCUGUCAAAGUCUACCUGCCUCAUGACACUGUGGUUGAACUGCAGAAGAGCCGCAGAGUUCUGCUGAACGGACGGCGGGUGCGAACCCCAGUUUCCAUCGACGCGGCUGGAGCCAAGGUGAUAACCAGCGGAUCCUUCAGUCUGCUGGACACAAACUUUGGUCUGCAGGUGAAGUUUGACGGAGUCCAUCACCUGGAGAUCACUGUUCCAGGAGAAUACUUCAACAAGCUGUGUGGCAUGUGCGGGAACUACAACCACAACUCCUCUGAUGACGACCUGAUGCCCAACAAGAAACCAGCCAAGGAUGUGAUCGAACUGGGCAACAGCUGGAAAUCAGAUGGAGACAGUGAUCCCGGCUGUCAGCCAGACACCCGUCCAGACAUCCACCCCAACUGCACGGCAGAAGAGGAGAAGCUGUUCGAGGCUCAGUGUGCCGAGGUCAUCCUCUCCGACCGCUUCAAGCCCUGCCACUCUCUGGUGUCCGCCGACGCCUUCCUGGGUAACUGCGUCUACGACAUGUGCGAGUACAACGGCAUGCAGGCGACGCUCUGUGACAACGUGGAGGCGUACGCUCAGGCCUGUCAGAGUGCCGGAGUCACCAUCAGCUGGAGGAACAACACCUUCUGUCCCGUGCCCUGCCCUCUCAACAGCCACUACUCAGACUGCACCGCCCCGUGCCCCCCCACCUGCUCCGACCUCUUCCCCAUGUUCUGCCACCUCCCUCCGACCACCUGCGUGGAGGGCUGCCAGUGUGACGCCGGCCACGUCCUCAGUGACAACAAGUGUGUCCCGCUGGCCAAAUGUGGCUGUCUGGGCACAGACGGAGAGUACCACGAUGUGGGAGAUUCGUGGCUGACGGAUAAAUGUACCGACUUAUGUUCCUGUAACCUCGGCGGCAAAAUCACGUGUAAGAGCCACAGCUGUAAUUCCAACUCAGUGUGCGCCCUGGACAAAUUAGGAGACCUCUACUGCAAACCCACCAAGUUCGACAAGUGCAGCAUCUCUGGGGAUCCUCACUUCCGAACAUUUGAUGGGUUCACCCACCACUUCCAGGGUCCCUACACCUACGUCCUGACUCAGGGCCACAACCUGCAGAACUCCCUGUCGCCCCUGGUGGUGAGGGGGAGGAACAUCAGACGUGGGGGGAACAGGAGGGUGUCCUUCCUGGAUCAGAUGUACAUCGACGUUUACGGCGUCAAUGUCCGCUUCCUGCAGAAGAACAUCGUCCUGCUGAACGGGGAGCGUGUUGCACCUCCUCUCAGUCCAGUGGACGGUUUGACCAUCACGAUGAACUCCAGGCAGGUCCAGCUCACCACCGACUUUGGACUCACUGUGCGCUUCGAUGGCAGAAUGCGUGGAGAGAUCAUACUGCCCAGCACCUACAAGAACUCCGUCAGAGGGCUGUGUGGAAAUUACGACGGCAUCACCAGAAAUGAGUACAUGAAGCCGGACGGAACAGUGGUCAGGAACCUGAACACAUUCGGAGAAAGCUGGAGGGUCAGCGACCGACUGGCGGACGGACUGAAGAUCUUCAACCUUCCUCACACCGUCCACGCCCACAGACGAGAGGUGGAAACUGAUCCAGAUUCAGGAUUUGAGACAUCGGACUGCUCUCAGUCACAGCUCAGUGACUACAACGGCGUGGCUCAGUGUGGAGCGCUGUCGGACUCCAAGGGGCCGUUUGCUGCCUGCCACGCGACCCUGCCACCUAAAACCUACCAGGAUGACUGUGUGUUUGACCUGUGUGCUGAGGAAGGCAGUGCAGCGCUGCGUUGUGCCAGUUAUGAUGCGUACGCUGCAGCCUGUCAGGAGGCCGGAGUCAAGCUGGGAUCCUGGCGGCAGCAGCUGGACUGUGUCAUGACCUGUGAUGCCAACAGCACCUACUCCCCCUGCAUGUCACCUUGCCCCGCUUCCUGCGCCGACCUGGCAGCGCCCUCCGAGUGCGACACCACCUCCUGCAUGGAGGGGUGCCAGUGUGCCGCUGGCUUCGUCAUGAGCGAGGGGAUCUGCGUGCCGUACGCUCAGUGCGGCUGCACCUUCCUCAACAGAUACUACACACUGAAGGAGAAGUUUGUGACGGAGGACUGCUCUGAGGCUUGCGAAUGCUCCAUGACUGGCGCCGUGUGCCAGCCAAAGACCUGCCAGAGCGGUCACGUCUGCACCAUCUACGACUUCAAACGGGACUGCUACAGAGCGAGUCCCUGCCUCAGUUACCCGUGUCUGAACGGAGGGACAUGUGACGAGGCCAGCAACACCUCGUACUCCUGUCGGUGUGCAAACGGCUUCAAGGGCGCCAACUGCGAGGUGGAGAUCACACAAAGCGGAGGACUGGAAACCAAAUGGAUUAUCCUGAUAGCAUCCCUGGUCGCAGUCGCCGUCGUCAUCAUCGUGACCGCCAUCGUGUGCGUUUGCAAACAAAAAGACAAGUCACAAGUUUAUGUAAUUCAGAGGCCGCAGUCGUCUCACAGUGGGAAAUACAAGUGCAACGAGAAAAAGCUCGUCAUGAAACCAACAAGUAAGAACGGUGUUCCAUAUACAAACAUGGACGACGAACAAAAAACCGUCAAAGUGUCGGCUCUGUGAUGACAAACUGUGUAACCUGAACGCAACAAACACCUUCUGCCUGAGUCAACAUGAUCAAUCUGUUCUGAAGCUCGUUCAGCAUCCAGAGAAGAAUAAAACUCCGUCACAAAUGAAGGAAGUCUUGUGAGAGUUGUGAAUAUUAUAGAUAUUGUUUUGCUUUCUUAACUUAUGCUUUUGAAGAUGUCAUUUUAGUCAGACGUGUUCGUUUAAUUAACAGAAAAGUAGGAAUCUCUCUCUGUGUGUGUGUAAAUUUAUUUAUGGAAUGAAAUGCGUGCAAAUAAAUAAAUAAAAUGUCUGUAAGACCAUUACAGAUAAA